UCAAAUUUUGAUUUACAAUUUCACCUCGUACGUCGGGAGAUGGACGUCAUUCACAAACAUACAUACGUAUCUACACACAUAUUUGAAAAUCUCAUAAUAUUCACACAUACUAUUUAAAAUGUCAGCGGAAAUCGAGGAUAUAAUAAAACGUUUUCAAAACUAUCCCAAUGUUGUUGGGAUUAUUAUUGUCGACUUGUUUGCGAUACCCAUCAAAACGACAAUGGACUACAAUUUGACUGUGCACUAUGCGACCUUGGUCAGCAAUCUCUUGUCAAAGGCCUCGAAAAUGGUUCACAGCCUAGACAUGACCAAUGAAUUAACAUCGCUACGCCUGCGCACCUCUAAGCAUGAGGUGGUUAUCGUCCCGGAGGAGAACUUCUUCAUUAUUGUUGUGCAGAAUCCAUCUGAAUAAGCAAUGUAUUCGAGUUUUUAUAAAAUGCCCAUCGUUUCCUUCUGUUUUACAUCUUGAAUUUUCAUUAAAGAUAUGUAUACAGCACUUAA
Drosophila willistoni is the source of this 501-nucleotide messenger RNA. Its product is annotated as dynein light chain roadblock-type 1. The transcript has a single exon. Lineage: Eukaryota; Metazoa; Arthropoda; Insecta; Diptera; Drosophilidae. Gene Ontology annotation, biological process: microtubule-based movement. Gene Ontology annotation, molecular function: dynein intermediate chain binding. Bases 119 to 412 code for a protein of 97 amino acids. Gene Ontology annotation, cellular component: centrosome; cytoplasm; cytoplasmic dynein complex. The record is from RefSeq and is a predicted model, not a curated record.